AGAGGAGCAAGGGCGCGGAGGUGAGCAGAGCCAGCGGGCGCGAGCGGAGAGGCGCGGGCGCAGGCCCUCGGUCUUUUCCCUUUUUCAGGGGUGGCGGUGAGUCCCUUUCACCGUGUUGACAGCCUUGCCACCCGGCCCGCUUCACUGGGGCUGCCCAGAGGAGGCCGCGGCCGGGCAGCUGUUGCGCCGAGAGGGGGCAGCUGCGGAGUUCCAUAACCAUAGCAACCUCAUCAGCACCACCGCGGCGGCGGCGGCGCGGGCAGCAUCCUCUCGCUCCUCCUCCAGGCAGCCUUGCUGCGGGGACCCGAGACCCAGCUCGCAGGUGCCCGGACUCCGCGGUCCGCCCGCUGCCGCUGCAAGUGUUGGCGGCUGGAGAAGGCAAAAAAGAGCAGAGUGAGGGACCCAGGAGCAGUGGCCCAGGAGGAGAGAGAGGGGAGCUCUGCAGUGGGAGACAGGUAAUGAACCGAAAAGAUCAUGUCUGAGGUACAAGGAACGGUGGAGUUUUCUGUAGAGCUACAUACAUUUUAUAACGUGGAUCUCUUUCAGAGAGGGUAUUAUCAGAUCCGAGUGACCUUGAAGGUGUCCUCAAGGAUCCCCCACAGACUGAGUGCCUCCAUCCUUGGGCAGACAGACAGCGGCAGCCUGCACUCAGCCUGUGUCCACGAGAGCACUGUGCACAGCCGAGUCUUUCAGAUCUUAUACAGGAACGAAGAGGUGCCCAUCAACGAUGCCGUGAUCUUCCGAGCUCAUUUGCUCUUAGAUGGUGAAAGGGUGGAAGAGGCACUAAGUGAAGUCGAUUUCCAACUCAAGGUGGAUUUGCACUUUACAGACAGUGAACAACAGCUGCGGGACAUGGCCGGGGUCCCCGUGAUCAGCAGCCGUGCUCUGGGCCUGCACUUCCACCCCCGGAGAGGCCUGCAUCACCAGGUCCCCGUCAUGUUCGACUAUUUCCACCUGUCGGUGAUCUCGGUGACCAUCCACGCUGCCCUGGUGGCCCUGCAACAGCCCCUGAUCAGUUUUACUCGUCCAGGAAGAGGCUCCUGGCUUGGGAAAGGCGGCCCAGAUACAGGACCAGAACAGUCUAGCCUUUCCCUGGAAAACCUGGUCUUUGGAGCUGGAUACUGCAAGCCGACUUCCUCAGAGGGGAGCUUCUACGUGCCCUCUGACAACUGCAUGCAGCAUGCUUACAAGUGGCACCGGGACGUGUGCUUCCUGCUCUUACACGCCUACCGGGGACUCCGUGCCUACUUCCUGACCAUCAUGAGGGACAUCCCUGAGCUGCCACGCAUGGAGCUGGAGUCACUUGCUGUUGAAGAAACACUCUCUCAGCUGUGCUCAGAGCUACAGGUAAUUAGGAAACUGACUCCUUAG
Orcinus orca (killer whale) is the source of this 1371-nucleotide messenger RNA. Its product is annotated as protein FAM135B-like. The coding region runs from base 475 to 1371 and encodes 298 amino acids. The transcript is spliced from 9 exons. The record is from RefSeq and is a predicted model, not a curated record. Lineage: Eukaryota; Metazoa; Chordata; Mammalia; Artiodactyla; Delphinidae.